ACUCGUUGAACCAGCAGCAGCCCCGGGAACAACGGCUGCUGGAAGCUGGACCCCGGCCACCCUCUUUCCCCAUCACGGCAGCUCCCGUUUGCUGAUACAGAUACUCCUGGCAGCGCGCAGAACUUCCCUGACCAGGGAUCAAACCUGUGGCCCCUGCAGUGCAGUCUUCAGCUGUUCCCUGUGAGCCUGCAGACGCCACCCGAGAUGUCCCCUUUAGGUGGCUGGGGAAUGCUCGCAGCCUUUCUUGCCCUGCUCUGCUGCCGAGAGUCUGGUGUGAAGGCGUUCGAGGGGCCAGAGCAUCUGAUGGUGGGGUCUGGAGAGUCUCAGUUCAUUAAUUGUACUGCCAGUUGCACGGACCCCAAGAACAUUGUUCUGGAGACACACCUAAGCAAGACUCUCCUGGAGAGCCAGGCUCAGUGGAAGCUAUUCAAGGUCUACAACAUCUCCGAAGAUGAGAAGCUCCUGUGCAGUUUCACCUGCGGCGGCAAGCAGGAGACGAAAGUUUUCAACAUCACCUUGUUCUACCCUCCAAAGCAAGUGCUCCUGACGCUGUGGCCCACCUCAGUGGCCGUAGGGACACUGUUCACCAUCGAGUGCAGGGUCCCCGCUGUGGCGCCCCUCGAAGGCCUCACUGUCACCCUGCUCCGUGGUACUGAGAUCUUGUACAAUCAGACCUUUGUGGGGACAGCACCUUCCCCCCAAGAUGCCUUGGUCAGCCAUAACACCACAGCUCACAGGGAAGAUGGCCACCAUAACUUCUCGUGUGAGGCCCAGAUGGACCUGCGCUCUCGCGGCGGUGGCCUCGUCCACAGAGUCUCAGAUCCCCAGAGGCUUGAAGUCAAAGAGCCCGAGCCCAACACCCAGAUGGUGAUCAUCAUCGCGGUCGUGAUAGUGCUGCUGCUUGUGUUUGUGACAUUCGUCUUCCUGUGCUUUGUCUUCAGCCAGAAGUGGCACCGGGGGCGGACAGUACAGAUGAGGAGGCGCCACGCGGAGAGAGACUGACCUAGUGGCAGGCUCUUUUGGGAGGGCCCAGUUCCUAAAGAGGCACAAGUUGGAAGGAAUUAGAAUAUGACGGUUGAAGGAGAGGUGUUAAAUACCAGUUUGCAGAAU
Budorcas taxicolor (takin) is the source of this 1110-nucleotide messenger RNA. Its product is annotated as intercellular adhesion molecule 2-like. Gene Ontology annotation, biological process: cell-cell adhesion. Gene Ontology annotation, molecular function: integrin binding. The record is from RefSeq and is a predicted model, not a curated record. Bases 205 to 1002 code for a protein of 265 amino acids. The transcript has 7 exons. NCBI's taxonomy places the organism in Eukaryota, Metazoa, Chordata, Mammalia, Artiodactyla, Bovidae. Gene Ontology annotation, cellular component: membrane.